AGUGCAAACCCGCACAAGUCCACUAUUCGUCCAGUCCAAUUCCUCAAAUCUGCUCUACUUUCUCUAACACCAUCGAUUUAUUUCUUAUUCGGACGCGUCGAUCCCAUUCCGCUCAACAAUCCGCAUUACUUACUUUGCUGAAUCUAGCCCUUCUCCGCGAUCUGAAAGAGUGGGGAGCCCUGGAGCGCGAAAAGAAAGAGUGAAAGGUUCCCUGGAAUAUCAUGGCGGCGAAUCAGGCGGCGGUUGUGAAGCUGGCUCUGGGGCUAAUGGGAUUGUGCUUGGCCGGUUACUUACUGGGUCCCCCUUUAUACUGGCACUUCAAGGAAGGUUUAGCUGCUGUCAGUCAUUCUUCUUCUUCGUCCACUUGCCCUCCAUGCCUCUGCGAUUGCUCCUCUCAGCCUCUUCUCACCAUCCCUCAAGAAUUGAGCAAUGCCACGUUUGCAGGAUUGUGUGAAGCACGAUCCAGAGGUGAGCGAAGACGCCGAGAAGAACUUCUCUGAGCUGCUGACGGAGGAACUAAAGCUGCGGGAGACUGAAGCAUUGGAGAGUCAGCAGCGUGCUGAUAUGGCCCUGCUGGAGGCUAAGAAGAUCUCAUCCCAGUACCAAAAGGAAGCGGACAAGUGCAAUUCAGGGAUGGAAACAUGCGAAGAAGCGAGGGAAAAAGCUGAGGCCUCAUUAGUAGCACAGAAGAAACUGACAUCGUUGUGGGAGACAAGAGCGCGCCAGAAGGGAUGGAAAGAAGGAGCUGCCACCAAGACUAAGGGAAGCAGCGUCCAAUCUGCGUAAGGAGCCAUUGCUGUCAUCGGAUACUGGUGAUGUUCACUUCUGAUUAUAAUACCACUACUCCUGGUUUUGAUAGUGAUAAUUUGUAGAUACACCUGGGUUCUUUUUAGGGAGGCCUUUUGAAGCAAGAAUUUUGAAAGGCCCUGAGAUUUGUAUUGAGCAGCUGUCUUGUUGAACACAUUCCCACUUGGAAACGUUAUAUUAGAAUUUGAUUCUGAUAAUUAUGUGCUUC
Messenger RNA from Linum tenue, 1015 nucleotides. The record is from the annotation of a GenBank genome assembly. Lineage: Eukaryota; Viridiplantae; Streptophyta; Magnoliopsida; Malpighiales; Linaceae.